Oppiella nova is the source of this 440-nucleotide messenger RNA. Lineage: Eukaryota; Metazoa; Arthropoda; Arachnida; Sarcoptiformes; Oppiidae. The record is from the annotation of a GenBank genome assembly.
AUAGUAAACGCCAUUUAAAACAGUGAUUCACUUUGUAUUGCAUUUCUGUGAAUGAAUUGUAAACACAAUUCAAUCCAUUAGUAAAUCAAAUAAUAGUCGCCCGAAAACCCAUACACACGAUGUCUGUAUUAGUCUACGGCCAGGGCGUGCUCUACACGGUGACCCUGUUCAUCGUGCUAUGCAUAGCCCUAUUCUAUAUGCUAACGGGUAGGGGCCGUAGGGCUGGCGAUAUCGCGUGGCUUCUCGAGGGUAUAUCGCCGUACAUGUGGUGCGCGAUGGGCAUCGGACUGUCCAUAUCGUUGUCAGUGGUGGGCGCCGCUGUCGGCAUCUUCACGACGGGGGUGUCUAUAGUGGGCGGCGGUGUGAAGGCGCCCCGCAUUCGCACCAAGAACUUGGUGUCCAUCAUAUUCUGCGAGGCGGUCGCCAUUUACGGCAUCAUU